This is a messenger RNA of Aspergillus campestris IBT 28561, 1008 nucleotides long. RefSeq names its product SDR family oxidoreductase. Gene Ontology annotation, molecular function: oxidoreductase activity, acting on the CH-OH group of donors, NAD or NADP as acceptor. The record is from RefSeq and is a predicted model, not a curated record. The coding region runs from base 1 to 1008 and encodes 335 amino acids. The transcript has 2 exons. Lineage: Eukaryota; Fungi; Ascomycota; Eurotiomycetes; Eurotiales; Aspergillaceae.
AUGUCUCUAGAUACUUCUCUGCAAUUCCUCCACCAGUGGUCACAGGCGGCCCUGGAGCGUCUCCCUCCGCAGGCACAGAACGUCCUGUCGCAUCCACUCGUCCCCAAGGCAGUCGCUGUCCUAGGAGCGCUGGGCGCAUUGCACCAGACCAACAAGUGUCUCAACAAAUGGACAGCCAACAAUUUCACCCGCAGUGAUCCCUGGGAUCCAGCGCGUGAGCUGGCCCUGGUAACAGGAGGCUGCAGCGGUAUCGGCAAGCAGAUCAUGCUCGACCUGGCAGCGGCAGGCGUCCGGGUGGUCAUCCUCGACAUCCAAGAGCCCCCGUUUAAGCUGCCCGCAAAUGUCGCCUUCUACAACGCCGACAUCACCACGUCCGACAACAUCCGCGCCGUGGCGCAGCAGAUCCGCGCCGACCACGGCGACCCGACGGUGCUGGUCAACAACGCUGGCGUGGGCCACGACGGCUCCAUCCUGGAGGAGCCCGAGGCUAAGAUCCGCCAGACUUUUGAGGUCAACACCAUUUCCCACUUCCUCAUGGUGCGCGAGUUCCUGCCCUUCAUGAUCAGCCGGAACCACGGCCAUGUCAUCACCGUGGCCAGCAUGGCUAGCUUCAUCUCCCUGGGCGAGAUGGUCGACUACUGCUGCUCAAAGGCCAGCGCCCUCGCCUUCCACGAGGGACUGGGUCAGGAGCUGAAGACGUGGUACAAUGCGCCCAAAGUGCGCACUAGUGUGAUCCAUCCGCUCUGGGUGCGCACACCCAUGAUCCAGCAGCUGACCGACGCCGGCGACCAGUUUAAGCAGCCCGUGUUGACGGUCGAGAUGGUCUCGGAAGCCAUCGUGCGGCAGAUUGUCCAGCAGAAGAGCGGCCAGGUGAUCCUGCCGGGCCGGCUCACCUUCAUCAGCCUGAUACGUGCCUUUCCCUCGUGGCUGCAGGAGCGCGCCCGGGGAAUUGGUUCCAGGGAUCUGUUCAAUCUCCGCAAGUGUCAGUCCCUGCAGGAGCAGAAGUAA